Frankliniella occidentalis (western flower thrips) is the source of this 3649-nucleotide messenger RNA. RefSeq lists its product as uncharacterized. Gene Ontology annotation, molecular function: TFIIIC-class transcription factor complex binding. Gene Ontology annotation, cellular component: transcription factor TFIIIB complex. The record is from RefSeq and is a predicted model, not a curated record. The transcript is spliced from 11 exons. The coding region runs from base 181 to 3456 and encodes 1091 amino acids. NCBI's taxonomy places the organism in Eukaryota, Metazoa, Arthropoda, Insecta, Thysanoptera, Thripidae. Gene Ontology annotation, biological process: RNA polymerase III preinitiation complex assembly.
GGGGAUGCUUGGGCGUCAGACAAGAUGUCGUGUUUGGCUCGUUUUGUCUAGGGUUGUGGCGAGCUUUUUUGAAAGCGAACACGAUGUAUAUUCUUAUUGUGUCGAUCAUAUAUCCGCAUUGCUACCCUGAGAUUGUUUAGUUUCUCAAUUCAAAGGACACGAACUUCAAGAUAACUCCUAAUGGCGACACGCAGGUCAAGGAUUAAGGCAGUAGCCAACUUACCUGCUAGACGUAACCGUCCUUUAGCUACAACUAAAACCAAUGAAAAUGUAGAUGAAGGUAAUGAUGAAACAUCUCCCCCAUCUACGAAAGUCAAUGAAAAUUCCAUCAAAGAUUUUCCACUUGAUGUUAAAGAGAAGGUUGAUAGUCCAUGUAAAAAGUCAGAAAAUAUAACUGACUCUUCAUCAACUCCUGAUAGAAAGUCUGUAAUUGUGACUGUGGAAAAGGAUCGAAAAUCUGUUAUUGUUAACAGAGAUCAAUGCGUCAGCACCACUAAAUCCUUGUCCGCUGAUGGUACAAGUGAUUCAUGUAAAGAAGAUUGUGGUUCUCUUUCUGCUACAUCCACAUCAAAUUCAGAAAGAUUAGAUGGAGAACUCACUGAGUCUCAUAUAAGUAACUCUGAAUUGAAAUCUGCACGCAUUGAUGAAGAAGUUGUACAAAGCUCUGCUAAGUCACAUUCCUCUUCAGAAAAAAACCAUGACGUCAUUGGCUCUAAAUCUUCUAAUGAUGAUAAAGAUUCAAGUAGCCAGUUAGAAGUAGUUAAAGAAGCUGCUAAAGUUGAUUCAACCUCUGCUCUCACCACUGAUGGUGCAGUCACUCAAAGCAACCGCCUUCCUCUCAGAAGUAGACGGACCAAGCCCACUGUGAACUUAACAGCUGCUGCGAGGAAAAGACCUGCAAGUGAUCUUGCAGUAUCCUCUCCAUGUUCUCCACCUCCAAACAAGUUGAAGCCUGCAGAAUUGCUUCAAAGGAAAACCAGUGAAAUUGAUAUUGUGACCACUCCUGGACCUAAUCCUGAAGAGAACAACAAACAAGCAGUAGCUUCUGACAUCAAUGAACCAUCAAAAUUAGGUGGCCAGGCUUCCACACCUGUACCUUCUUUUCCUGAAACAAAAACGGGUAGCAAGGCAGUUCCUGAUUUGCCUGCAUCUUUCAAAGUACCUGCCAGCUCUCCGUUAAAGACCAAAGAUAAUUCCCAUGAAACAGCAUGUGAUAGUUCCAAUACUUUAGAUAAGUCCAAUUCAAGCCCACAAAAGGAAUCAAGUGGUGUCAAGCGAAAGCAAUCCACCAAUGCUCAAAAAGUAGCUGCUGCACGGAAAAGUCUAAAAAGUCGACUUAGCACUGAUGGCCCAUUGCCGCGGUCAAGCUUAACAAUGUUUGACUUAAUUUUCUACAACCCAUCAAAAAAUCCAAUGAAAUCAAAUGACUCUUCAACCAAGAAGAUUCGUGAUCGCUUGAAUUCUGUUUCCAGUGUUUCAUCCAUCCAAGAAGAUCGUUUAAAUGAAGAAUCAGUUGAUGAUGUUGAUGGCGGGAAGGAAAACACAAAUGACGAUACUGAGGAGAUAGCUAUGCCGGUUCCACAAGUCAAAGUUGGGGCUGAUGGCUCAUUAAUUCUUGAUGAACAGAGCUUGGUUAUUGAAACUACUGGAACCAAAAAAAGCAGGGAAGAUCUGGAGAGAUCUGAAGUUGUCGUUGAGACUGGUUCUAGCUAUGGCCAUUACAAAAAAAUAAUUCGCUCAAAGGAUUGGUCAGAUCAUGAAACCAAAAAAUUCUAUAGAGCUCUCAACGUUGUGGGAACUGAUUUUUCUCUAAUGAAACCAUACUUUCGUAAUCGCACCCGAAGAGAAUUAAAACUAAAGUUUAAGAAAGAAGAAAAAUUAAAUUGUAAACUUGUAAAUAAAGCUCUUGCAGAACCACUUGACUUUGAUGUAUCAGAGCUUCAGAAAGAGUGUGAAUUAGAAGAUGAAGAAGAAAAACGUUUGGAGGAACUGGCAAAGCAAAAAGAAGCAGAGAAAGACAAACCCUGUGAUGUUGAAGAGAAAGCCAAAAAACCACCUAAGAAAAAGAAAACCAAAUGUGUAUCAGCAAUGGCAGAACUUCUAACAGAAGAGGAAGAAAACUCACCUGGUGAUACGGUUGUGAGGAAGCCCCCACUUAAAUCACGUCCAAGGAAAGAAAUACCAAUGGAUGUCAAAAGAGAUAGAAACGCUGAUGCUGAUUAUGAUAUGUUGGCCUUAGGAGUCAAUAUUUCUGACAAGAAGCAAGGAAAGCAAGCAUUUUCCAAUGUGGACACAAAAGCUGGGCCUGGAGACUUGCCAGCAGGAACUUCACGUAAAAUAUCAAAGACAAAGAAGAAAAUUGUUCCAUUAUCCACAUCUUCUAAUGUAGACUCUGAAGCUGGCUCUGUGGCAUUAUUUGACUUGGAUGAAGAAACCCCAUCAAAUUUGAAUGGAAUAGAUGGGCAGGACACAAACCCACAAGAGAUAAAAACCAAGCAAGUCACUAAACCCAGGAAAAGGCCAGUGAAAAUUUCAUCAGAAUCAACUUCUAAAAGUUGCAAUGAAGUUCCUACAAAGAUUAUUGGUGCUUCUGAAAAAGAGUUACCUGCAUCAGUUUCUAACAGUCAACCAUCAGUUGGGCCAGGAUUACGUACUCCACCUACUUUGAACCUCAUUUCAAGCGCUGGAACAAAGUUGAUUGUAGCUCCUUCACAUGUGAACAUUCCAGUACAAAGUACACCCAUGAGAAUUCCUCCCCUUGUCAGUAUUGGAAUGUCUGUGACCCCACCUAACGCCAUUCAAGUAGUCCAACGAUCUGUUCUACAAACAACACCAAGUGCUGCACCAUCAUCGAAGCCUGUAUCAUCUCCCAUCACAAACUUUACACCUAUCUAUAAAUUGCCCCAGUCCACUCCUCUUAGAACAGUUCAAGUGCCAGGUUCUGUUUUACCAUCUGCACCAGGCAUAGUUACUCAAAGCGGAUCUAAAGUGUAUCAGACAACUCCCACCUCUAAAACAGUGCAAGUGUCAGGCCCUGGUUUACCAUCAGCAUCAUGCAUAGUCACUUCAAGCGGAGCUAAAGUGCACCAAUCUACUCCCACCUCUAAAGUACGGACAAUUCAAGUGACACCACAGAAUGUUCAAAACCCAGCCAGCUUUAGUGUGACAACUCCAGUGAGCCGAUUACUACCAUCAACACCGACUCUGCCUCGAAUGGAACCUGGAUCUAUUAUUGUAUUGAAAACCCCCUUGCCCGAUAACCCAGACCGCCAUGUCCUUCAGGUAUACAUGGUGACCAACACACCACCAGGGUCUAGUACAAAUAAUUCAUUAUCUAUCACACCUCACUUGCAAGGGAUUAACUUGCUUCCUGGGCCAUCUGUGCAACCAGCAUCGUCUAGGUCCCCGUGUAUCUCAGAUGAUUCUGAUACUGAGAGAGUACUGACAAAGUUGUAAACAUUGUAAUUUUUAAAUUUUAUUUUUGCAUAUAUUUUGUUAUCUAGUUUAUCAAUGCCAAUGAAACUCUGUAAAUUUUUUUUGUUAAUACUGUACAUAUGACCAAAAUUUGGUCAGUUGUUAAAUCUCUGUUAAUGAUGGCUGGUUGUUAUGCUGUGAAUAAAUGUUCCAACUGAAAAAGUUGUCAUGUUUA